UUAAUCCACCUAAUUUGGAAAAAAAUAAAUUAGGGAUCAGAUUCCAUAUAGACAAUGGGUUAUUGAGACAGUUCUUUAUAUAAUUUAUUUUAAAGGUAUUGUUUAACGUUGUGAAAUCAAGAAAGUUUAAGCUUCCAUUCUCUAAAGUAUUCCCGACAAACAAACUUUUUUUUUUUUUAGGGCGUAGUAUAAUGCGAAUUUAGGACGUAACAUUAUGGUUUAGAAAGCAGCCAGCCAGAGUAAGCGAUUAAUCUGACGACAUUACCCUGCGACGGAAGCGGAAAGGACGUGGCAACAAAGCAACCAAGGGAGAAGUGGUAAUGAUAUUUUGAGAAAUACUGAACCAUUUGAGAAAGAGUUAAUCUCUUUGUCUUGGGAGACACCAUGGGCUUGUGCAAGUGCCCUAAGAAGAAGGUAACAAACCUGUUUUGCUUUAAACACCGUGUCAACGUGUGUGAGCACUGUCUUGUGUCUAAUCACAACAAGUGUAUUGUACAGUCAUACCUACAGUGGCUACAAGACAGUGAUUACAACCCUAACUGCAGUUUGUGCAUCCAACCAUUAGAUUCCCAGGAUACUGUUCGACUAGUUUGUUAUGAUUUGUUCCACUGGUCGUGUCUGAAUGAGUUGGCCUCUCAUCAACCUCUCAACACGGCACCAGAUGGAUACCAGUGCCCAACAUGCCAGGGUCCUGUGUUUCCACCCCGAAACCUGGCUAGUCCUGUUGCUGACAUGCUCAGAGAACAACUGUCCUCUGUGAACUGGGCUAGAGCAGGAUUAGGUCUUCCACUGAUUGAAGACCCUGAAGAGGAGGAAACUACGACACAUAGUGGUACUUCUUUCUCUGAAUGGUCAACUUUUGAGACUACUUCAGUGGAUGUCUCGAUGUCAAAUCCCACACUCACCAGUCUACCACCCCAUCAGGAUGGGGAGCACAUCUAUAAUAAUAGAGAACAGAGUGCCCCAAAUAACACUGUCUUCAAUAUGGUCACCACCUCUGCCACAGACACAGUCACCAUUAGUACAGUUACUUCCCCAAGGAAGCUGUAUGACACACGUGAUUUAGGACACAGUGCAGUCAUGCAGAUUGAUUUUGAUGAUGAUAAAUACCGCAGACGGCCUGCACUUAACUGGUUUGCACAGGUGCUAAAGAAUUGUACUAGCACUAAGAAAAAGACACUCGCACUGAAACAUCGAAUCUUCUUGUUGCUGCUGUUUGGAGUGAUCGGUUUCUUCACCCUCAUCAUCAUCAUGGCCAAAUUGGGUCGGGCCUCUGCUGAAACAGAUCCAAAUCUGGAUCCUUUGCUGAAUCCCAACAUCAGGAUAGGCAAUAUGUGACCUCAGCUAAAAUUCAUGGAUUGAUAUUACUGGUAAAAUGAGAACAGAUUCUAGAGAAUUCUUGAAAAAGAUUGCUCCUCAAGGUUAUGGGACUAGUGUAAAGAUACCAUUGUUCAGACUAUUAGUGUAAUAUAUAACUAGUGGUUCACUUUUAAAUUGAUUGUGGAAAUGGUCAAGAAAUUUUUGUGCAUCAAAUACAAGUUUCUCUUGAGUGAGAUGAGAUAGACUUAAGUGUGUGCAACUCGUGUAUCUCUGAUUCACUUCUAUCAUUUCUAUUGAGAGAACAUUAUUUUUAUGUUAAAUCUUAAUUAUUCUUUAUAAUAUUUGCUUUUGUAUCAAACAUUUAAAUUGGUAGAUUAUCAGUACUCUGAGAAUGUGGAGAAAUUUUUUUUUAAUGUAUUUAAAUGUGUAUUAUUAUUAUUAUUAUUAUUAUUAUUAUUAUUAUUAUUAUUAUUCAGACUCAGUAAGCAAAUCUCUUUGCCAAGAAUUUUGCAGAUUUAAACUUUUUUUUCCCAGUUAUAAAAUAUUUUUAAACAAUUGUGACCAGUGGAUUUUUUUUAAUGGCCAAGUGAAGCAGAAAAAUAGUUUAUUACAUCUAUAUAUUUUCUGGACACUCAAAUUACAGAUUUUGUGGGAGUUUCCUCAACCACCAACAAUGUCUGGAUGGCAUGCAGCCAUUCUGUGCCAGACCACACACUACACGUCAGCUUAUUGAUGAAGAGGAGAGAUUGAUGAAGCCAAUUAUGAUAUAGGAAUGGUUAGGAGGCCUUGUUGGACAGAAGCUGGUGGGUACAUUUAGCCAAGAUGCUGGGAUAGAAAAAAGUUUUUUUAAAUGAUAUAUCCAAUUUAAGAAAAAUGAUGCUACCGAUAGAAUGUCUUUUCCCAGAAUUCUUUUUCACAAUGAUGUCACUUCUGCCUUUCCACAACACAGUUUAUUGGUGUCUCGGUUUUUACCUUUAAAUGCAAUACUUCUCUGGAAAAUUCACAACAAAUUUAAAAUAUUAAGAUUAACUUAUUGGGCAUUGUGCAAAUGUUUAUUUUUCAAUAAUGAACUGCUUUCUGAGUUUGAAAAUUAUUACGUUUUCUCAAGUUAUUAAGAAUAGGAAUAAACUUGUUUAAUAAGAAAAGUAUAUAUUUACAAGCUUUUCAUCAUUAUUUCAGUCUUUCCUCAAUCAUGAAUUUAUUUUUAUUUUAUUGCUGCUGUAAAUAUAAAUUUACAUUAUCUAUUACAUGUAAAUGUUACAGCACAAGUAAAAUUCUUUAUAAAAAUCUCAUAAUACAACUUGUAUGUCAUCUAUAAAUGCAGUCUUUUUCACUAUUAUUUUACUUAUUUAUUCUCACAUGCUUCAUUAAUUUUUUUUGUGUUUGGAUGAAUUAAGACAGUGCUUACUAUGUUUUUAUUUUGAUAUCUGUGCUACCUUUUAUUUAAUAAGUUACAAAGACUGCCAUCAAGUGUGCAGAACUUGGAUUGGUGUUGAACUUUGAUACAACACUCAAUGCUUGUGCUAUGUCAGGUCUUGUGGCCAUCGUAAUAUCAUGUAAUGUGUAUUUAUGUAGUGCAUUUAUCCUGUAUGGCACCCAAUACACCCAAAUUGCUUCACAUUCAUGAGGGUGAGUGUUCUCUCCACACCACCAUCAGUGUGCAGCAUCCAAUUGGAUAAUGCGACGGCAGCCACAGGACAAUGGUGCUAGUGCUUCACCACACACCAUCUAUAGGUGGGGUGGUAAGACAGUUAUGGAGCCAAUUCAGUGGAUGGGGAUGCUUUGGAGGCUAUGACGAUGGGCCGAUGGAGGGAACAGGACACCGAGGUUACACCUCUACUGUUUACAAGCCAUAGGAUUUUUUAUUGACCAAUCAGAGCAUACUUGUAAUAUGCACUGGUAAUAACUUGAGUUCACAUUGUUGACUAACCAACAGUUUUAACCCCAAAAUGACUAGUCUGUCAGUUAAAGAAGAGCUGAAGUCAGAGAUUCAAUUAAAUAAAGUUUACUGAAGGUAGUUUGCAGUUUGCAAACUGCAGUCCGCAGUCUCAAAUCAACAAGUAUACUUUCACUUUACGUCAUUAACUGUCAUACAUCUAGGUCUUUUAACAUGAAUGGUUAAAACAUAUAGAAUUUACAUAGAAAAUGUUCAUGUGUAUUCAUAUUUCUAAACAGUAUCUUCCAAUGAUGCAUAUAAAAGUCAGACACUCACUGAGCUAUUUAGAGCUGACCCCAGACCUGUAAAAUGUUCCACAAACGAAUAGAACACACACAACUCCAAUUUCACUCUGAAAAGGGAUGACAUUAAGGUCAUAAUAUAAUCUCGGCCCUCAUUUUUAAGCAGCAUUCAUAUUCCAAACAACUGCCUCCUGCUUAUUCUUUGCAUUAGGACUCAACAUUGCAGUGUGCUAGGUUCCAUAACAUGACAGACACCAGCAUAAUGAUCAACAGUCACUCUGUCAGCAAACUCAUCAUUAUUUACUUCUGUUAAGCUUUGACACAAUCUACAUUGUAAAAGCGCUAUAGGAAUAAAGAUACAUUUAUUUGAAAUGAA
Danio rerio (zebrafish) is the source of this 3874-nucleotide messenger RNA. NCBI's taxonomy places the organism in Eukaryota, Metazoa, Chordata, Actinopteri, Cypriniformes, Danionidae. The record is from RefSeq and is a predicted model, not a curated record.